Molecule: messenger RNA, 836 nt
Organism: Rhagoletis zephyria (snowberry fruit fly)
Lineage: Eukaryota; Metazoa; Arthropoda; Insecta; Diptera; Tephritidae
Product: 60S ribosomal protein L18
Biological process (GO): translation
Cellular component (GO): cytosolic large ribosomal subunit; ribosome
Molecular function (GO): RNA binding; structural constituent of ribosome
Source: RefSeq, a predicted model, not a curated record
UUUUAGUGCUCGCGAAACAAGUCUAUUCAAAUGUCAAGUUGACAACUGUCAUUGAUCAAGCAGUAUUGCCAAUUACACGUCUCUUUCUUUUUCCGGUCGCCAGAAUGGGUAUUGAUAUCAGCCAUAAAUACGAUCGCAAAGUUCGCAGAACUGAGCCUAAAUCUCAGGAUGUUUACUUGCGUCUUCUUGUCAAGUUGUACCGCUUCCUACAGCGUCGUACCAACAAAAAGUUUAAUCGCAUCGUCUUGAAGCGUCUGUUCAUGAGCAAAACUAACCGCCCGCCAAUGUCUUUGCAGCGUGUCAGCCGUUUCUUCAAGACAGCCGCUCAACCAGAAGCCACAGUUGUUGUUGUCGGUAGCAUUACCAAUGACAUUCGUCUGUUGAAAGUACCCAAGAUGACUGUUUGCGCUUUACAUGUUACACAGACAGCUCGCGAGCGCAUCAUCAAGGCUGGUGGCAAAGUGUUGACUUUCGAUCAAUUGGCACUUAAAUCGCCUACUGGCAAAAAUACCUUAUUGUUGCAGGGAAAACGUACUGCACGAACAGCCUGCAAGCACUUCGGCAAGGCGCCUGGUGUGCCACAUUCGCACACCCGCCCAUACGUGCGAUCAAAGGGUCGCAAAUUUGAACGUGCUCGUGGUCGUCGUUCCAGCUGCGGUUACAAGAAGUAAACACUCAAGCUUAGUACGUUUAUGCGUUUGUAAUAUUAUAUUGUGGGUAAUCACGAAUUUCGUAUUUGUGACUAUUGAUUUUUGCUGCAUAGUGCACGACAGCCGCACAACAUGUUUAUGCAAAUAAAAGAUGCAAUUACUUAUAAUUUUUUCCAAAGUACAAAA